AUGAAGACGGCAUCUGCUGUUGGGGGAAAUCGAGUUAACCGUUUCGUUUACGUUAAGGAUACUAACUCAGGCGAGUUAUUUUUGGUGGACACUGGAGCCCAGGUCAGUGUAGUCCCACCCAGAGUUAACACCACAACGAGCGAAUCAGCAUAUGCCCUGUGUGCAGCAAACGGUACCAAGAUUGAGACAUAUGGUCAGAUCUCUCUCACACUUAACAUCGGCUUAAGACGAUCGUUUCCGUGGUUGUUCACCGUCGCACAGGUGAAAUUUCCUAUCCUCGGGUCCGACUUCUUAGCCCACUACAACCUUGCCGUGGACAUGUCUACUCCCACCCUAAUAGACCAGACGACGCAACUAACGCUUACAGGCAUGAUUUCCACAUAUGCAUCCACUAAAAUCUGUGCCGCACUUCCUGAGAACAAUCCGCUACAACACGUCUUAGAUAAAAUUCCUUGCGCUUACAACACCUUUCACUUAUAUGGAGUUCGUCAAACACAACACUGUACAUCAGAUUCAGACAUCCGGACCUCCUGUUUUCUCAUCCCCUUAUAG
This is a messenger RNA of Acanthosepion pharaonis, 552 nucleotides long. The record is from the annotation of a GenBank genome assembly. Lineage: Eukaryota; Metazoa; Mollusca; Cephalopoda; Sepiida; Sepiidae.